Molecule: messenger RNA, 1033 nt
Organism: Ictalurus punctatus (channel catfish)
Lineage: Eukaryota; Metazoa; Chordata; Actinopteri; Siluriformes; Ictaluridae
Gene: ppih
Product: peptidylprolyl isomerase H (cyclophilin H)
Biological process (GO): protein folding; protein peptidyl-prolyl isomerization
Cellular component (GO): intracellular membrane-bounded organelle
Molecular function (GO): peptidyl-prolyl cis-trans isomerase activity
Source: RefSeq, marked provisional
GUUCCGUUUUUGAAUGUGUGGAACUGUUCACUAAAACCAGCCAAAUAAAUCAGUUGUAUUUGGUUUUAUUCCCUAUUAAUGCUACAUAAUGAACGUCCAACCUUCAAACCCUAAUAAUCCCAUUGUGUUUUUUGAUGUGACAAUCGGAGGACAGGAAGUUGGAAGAAUGAAGAUUGAACUGUUUGCAGAUGUUGUUCCCAAGACUGCUGAGAAUUUCCGGCAGUUCUGCACAGGAGAAUUCAGGAAAGACGGUGUUCCUAUCGGAUUCAAAGGAUGCACGUUCCAUAGGGUUAUUAAAGACUUCAUGAUUCAAGGUGGCGACUUUGUAAAUGGAGAUGGCACGGGAAUCUGCAGCAUCUACAGAGGUCCAUUUGCAGAUGAAAAUUUUAAACUGAAACAUUCUACUCCUGGCUUGCUGUCUAUGGCAAAUAGUGGCCCAGGAACAAAUGGCUGCCAGUUUUUCAUCACUUGUACAAAAUGUGACUGGUUAGACGGGAAGCACGUAGUGUUCGGCAAAGUGGUGGAUGGUUUGCUCAUCAUGAGAAAAAUUGAGAACGUGCCUACAGGACCAAACAACAAACCCAAACUACCCAUCGUCAUCGCCCAGUGUGGAGAAAUGUGAUCCUUUCUUUUGUUUCCAUUCUUCUGUUCAAACAGCUUUAUUGUUGUCACAUGUAUGCAGUGGUUUAUUAUAUUCAUGUCACCCAAAAGAGAAACCUUUAAUCGUGAUUUUUUUUGUGUGUGCGUGGUUUUCUGACAUUAUUGUGAUCUACAACAUCACUAUGCUCUAAUACAUUAUCUGUUUCACAAAUUCCAACAUGAAUAACUGUGAUGUCCUCCUAUAAAUUUAGUAAGAUGAUCUAACAAAAUGGUGAGACAAAUCCAGAAAACAAGUGUCUCCUGUUUCUCUUGAGGUAUAAGAAUACUUUCAUUGUCCAUCUUUUGCAUCGCUUUACACUUAACUAUUCACAGUGUUGUCUGACUGCAUUCUCUGCCAAGUAUCCUGAAUAAAUUUCAGCUUUUUUGUAAGGAA